CGAAGCAUAAUGCGGCAAGUAAAUAUCAUUGUCGUAGCGUGUGUCUGCGCCUUUUGGUUCCCAUCGCCGCCAGUUUUCGGUGAUUCCAAUGCGGACGCACAGGCGGAUGGCGCAGACAUAAUGAAGGUUUUUGAGAAACACCCCUAUGGCGUCGCCAUACUCGACACUGACAACGAUGGAGAUCUCGAGUGCCUGACCGCCGUCCGAACAAAAUUUGAUAAGGAUGAAUCGACUGCUGAUUACGUCUGGCUUCUAAAGGGUCUGAAAGGCCACGUGAAAAAGAACAUCACCUUUCACUUCAAAAAAGGAGACGCACCCGACAAGGCCUUCGUCACUGUCGAUGACGCUGACGGUCAAAAGCAGGAAGCAAGAGCCAUCUACGCAGACUACGAGACCUGCGCCGUGUUGGAGAUUCCAUAUAACGGAAAUCCACAGUGCAUUCUAUGGACUACGGAUGAAGUCAAAGACAAUGUUCCAAGUAAAUGCACCGAGCAAUUCCGAAAGAACUGCGAUGUAGAAGUUAUGGCCUACGAUAAGGAGUCUUGCAGCCAAGUAUAAUAGGAUGGACCGGAAGAAAUGGCAGCUGAUUUAGGAUACUACGUAGUGCUUUUGUAUGUGUAUUGUCGGCAGAA
Messenger RNA from Dermacentor silvarum, 632 nucleotides. RefSeq lists its product as uncharacterized. The transcript has 5 exons. The coding region runs from base 10 to 558 and encodes 182 amino acids. The record is from RefSeq and is a predicted model, not a curated record. Gene Ontology annotation, biological process: symbiont-mediated perturbation of host defenses. Gene Ontology annotation, molecular function: amine binding. NCBI's taxonomy places the organism in Eukaryota, Metazoa, Arthropoda, Arachnida, Ixodida, Ixodidae.